Agelaius phoeniceus (red-winged blackbird) is the source of this 1110-nucleotide messenger RNA. It is a transcript of the gene VAX2, whose product is annotated as ventral anterior homeobox 2. Gene Ontology annotation, molecular function: RNA polymerase II cis-regulatory region sequence-specific DNA binding; DNA-binding transcription factor activity, RNA polymerase II-specific. Gene Ontology annotation, cellular component: nucleus. The record is from RefSeq and is a predicted model, not a curated record. Lineage: Eukaryota; Metazoa; Chordata; Aves; Passeriformes; Icteridae. Gene Ontology annotation, biological process: regulation of transcription by RNA polymerase II; brain development; neuron differentiation.
AUGUUUGAUCCCGCCGCGGCGCCCGCAGGGAUGAGCGAUGGAGGGGCCGAGCCCGGCGGGAGCCCCGUGCUGCUGGCCGAGCCCGCGGCCACCGGGAGGGCCCGGGAGAAGCUGCCGACCCGGGCGGAGCUGGAGAGCGCCCUGCGCGCCGGCGGCGGCGGCGGCGGCGGCAGCGGCGGAGCCGCCGGCAGCUUCAAGGACAUCCCGGGAACGUCGGCGGUCAGCCCCGGCUCCUCCAAGCAGUGCGCCCCGGACACCGAGAGCCCGUCGGGGACCGGCGAGGCGGAUUACUGCCGCCGCAUCCUGGUGCGAGAUGCCAAAGGGACGAUCCGUGAGAUCGUGCUGCCCAAGGGGCUGGACCUGGACCGGCCCAAGCGGACGCGGACGUCCUUCACGGCGGAGCAGCUCUACCGCCUGGAGCUGGAGUUCCAGCGCUGCCAGUACGUGGUGGGCCGGGAAAGGACGGAGUUAGCGCGGCAGCUCAACCUCUCCGAGACACAGGUCAAGGUGUGGUUCCAGAACCGCCGCACGAAGCAGAAGAAGGACCAGAGCAGGGACUCUGAGAAACGCUCCUCCAGCACCUCCGAGUCCUUCGCCACCUGCAACAUCCUGCGGCUGCUGGAGCAGGGCCGCCUCCUGUCCGUGCCGGCCCCGCCGAGCCUCCUGUCCCCCCCUCCCAACCCCGUCCCUGUCGCCAGCCCCGCGGCCAGCCUGGCCCCGCCUGUCCCCGCGUCCCCUCCGGGGCUGGGCGGUGGCAGCGGCAGCCCCCCGGCCCCGCCGCCUUUCGGCCUGCACGUCCCUUCCCUCGCCGCUUCCUCCUCCUCCUCAUCCUCCUCCUCGUCCUCGUUGUCGCCGUCGCCGCGGCUGCCGGGGAGGCCGCUGUGUUUCGGGGGGCCGCUGCUGGGCAGCCUGCACGAUCUGCCCGCCCCGUACCCGCCCGGAGCAUCCGCGUUCGAGCCUUACACGCGGCUGGAGAGGAAGGACAAUUCUAUACCCAGCAAGAAGCCGAGCCCUUAAAAAAGAAACCCCCCCAAAAAAAAACAAAAACCCAAAAAAAAACCAACCCAGUAUCAAAAAGUGUCACCUCCCCCCCGCCACACCAAGCCCAGA